CCUGGUUCUCAUUUUGCUCUGGCCCUUGUUGCGUAAUUAUAUUCUUCUCCUUCCUCCUUCUCCUCCCAUCUCUCGUUGCUGCUAGAUCCGUUUUUAAUCUGUGGGACGGAUAAUUUAUGUGUGGGAGGUAUUGACAUUCUUCGGUAUACUUGCAAAAUUGGUUUCAGUAGGAAAAUUCCCAUUUAAUUCGUACACUGAAGGGACUUCAUGACUUUGGAGUUCCAUAUAAAUUCAGUGGCCAUGGAUCCUACUGUUAAAUUAAGGCAGGGUUGAUGAAGCUCAAUGAUUUGUCCAAAAGGAGCAUUGGAAGCUCCAGCGAACUCUUUACAUCACUGUUGAGCACUCUUGCUAAAGGUUUCUUUCCAGGAGACGUUAUAAGAUACUUUUGUUGGUAUUGGCUUCGGUGAAAAAUUUGUGCAACCUUCUCCUAGAGUACAGUGAAAAUGGACAGAUCAGAUACGUCAGGUUUUGUAAGUGGGGGAGCUUCUAGAUUGGAAUUUCUUCCUAGUCAUGCAUUUCUGAUGUGUAUGUAGACCUUGGUAUCGAAGUAGUAUGUGGUGAAGUGUUCUGCUUAGUUCAACCUUUUGUAGUUAUAGUGCACAACAUCUGGAUAAUGGAUCUUAACAAGACAGCUUUAUUGUGUCCUUUUGAUGCUGAACUUGGGAAAAAUGAUAACUUUGGUGAUACUGCAUUAUGUUUGAAUGGCCUUACGUUGGGAAAAAACAAUACAACCAAUUACAGGCACACUGAGAGCAAUCUUGGGACGAAGCUUUCCAAUGCUUCUGACGAUGGUUGCAGAUUGGUUCUGGGAUUGGGCCCACCACCGAGGGCAUAUCAUGAUGACAUCUACAAUGCGGGGCUUAAUAAGAAGAAAGAAUUGACCACCCAUUUUCCGCAGCAUAUGCCAUCGGAGUGUGAUUCAAUCUUGCAACUUGGUCUUUCCGGAGGAACUAAUGAUGCAUCUAGUGUGAUGGACUACUCAUGCUCAACUGAGACUGAUGUAAAUGUGCCAUGUCUUUCGAGCCAGGCAUCUGCUGAAAAUAAUUAUUCUAUGAUACCUGUUGUUGACGAGGGUUCUACCUCAGCAAAGAAAUCAGGUGGCUACAUGCCAUCACUUCUUUUGGCUCCAAGCAUGGACAAUGCCAAAACUUCAGUGCAGACACAGGAACUGCAAAUUCUAGGAACACAAACUCAGUUUUGCCAGGAACCUUCCAAUGGCACAGGAUACUCCAUUGGCACCAUAUGCAAACCCCAGGCCACAAUGAUGGCUUCAGACAACCGAAUGAGCAAUCCGAAAAGAUGCAAAUUUUUUGGCUGUGCAAAGGGCGCACGAGGUGCUUCAGGCCUUUGUAUUGGACAUGGGGGUGGUCAGAGAUGUCAGAAACCAGGGUGCAACAAGGGUGCUGAGAGCCGCACUGCUUACUGUAAGGCCCACGGUGGAGGGAGGAGAUGCCAACAUCUUGGGUGCACUAAAAGCGCUGAAGGAAAGACGGAUUUUUGCAUUGCACAUGGUGGUGGCAGACGUUGUGGGUAUCCAGGUGGGUGCACUAAGGCUGCAAGAGGUAAAUCAGGACUUUGCAUCAGGCAUGGAGGAGGUAAGAGAUGUAAGGUCGAAGGCUGCACCAGGAGUGCUGAAGGGCAGGCUGGCCUGUGCAUCUCUCAUGGGGGUGGACGCCGUUGCCAGUACCAAGGAUGCGCUAAGGGUGCACAAGGGAGCACUAUGUUUUGCAAGGCACAUGGUGGUGGAAAGCGUUGCACUUUUCAAGGUUGUACCAAAGGUGCUGAAGGGAGCACCCCAUUGUGCAAGGCACAUGGUGGAGGCAAACGCUGCCUCUUCAAUGGUGGCGGUAUAUGUCCUAAGAGUGUACAUGGAGGCACGAACUUUUGUGUCGCUCAUGGUGGUGGAAAGAGGUGUGCUGUGCCAGGCUGCACCAAGAGUGCACGAGGCCGUACUGAUUGUUGUGUCAGGCAUGGCGGUGGGAAACGGUGCAAGUUUGGUGGGUGUGGAAAGAGUGCACAAGGUAGCACAGAUUUCUGCAAGGCUCAUGGUGGAGGAAAGCGAUGCAACUGGGGAGAAGGAAAAUGUGAGAAAUUUGCAAGGGGUAAGAGUGGUCUCUGUGCAGCUCACAGCAGCAUGAUGCAAGAGCGUGAAACUGGCAAGGGAAGUCUUAUUGCACCGGGACUCUUCCAUGGUCUUGUACCUUCUGCUGCCUGCAGCAGUAUUGACAACAACAAUUCAUCUUCAGGGGUGAGUGUUGUGUCUGAUUGCUAUGAUUCCAUGGAAAAACCUGCUAAAAGGCAGCAUCUUAUACCAGAAGAGGUCUUGGUUCCACUCUCAAUGAAAACACCAUCUUAUUUAAGCUUCUUGACUGCCAAGAAGCCAGAGGAAAGUAGAAAUGGGCAUGUUGCUGCUGUUGGUUGUAGUGGUGUGAAGAAAGGUCUUGAUUUUAACGUGCCAGAGGGCAGGGUCCAUGGUGGCGACCUCAUGUUAUACUUUGGAGGGAAUCUCAAGAACGCACUUGAUGGUGUUUGAAGGGAGUCUAGUGACUCGAAAGAUUGUAGGUUCAUUAUGGGAACCAGGGACAUUUCGUGUUUGGAUUUGUGUAUAGAUGUUUGUGUUUGUUCAAUAAAACCUCAUGUAUAGACUUCAGUUUGUUGUCAAUGGUUAGGCUUUUAUUGUUUGUGGGUUUUCAUCGUUGUCAUGGAUUUCAUUCUUCAUGGUAUGGUGGCAAAGUGGCAAUGUUAAAAGGUUCCUAAAUCCAUUUCGCUGCCUUGAACAGCAUAAUGUUGUAAAUGCCUCAAUUUCUGGACUUGCCCCAAUUCAA
Neltuma alba is the source of this 2825-nucleotide messenger RNA. RefSeq lists its product as uncharacterized. The record is from RefSeq and is a predicted model, not a curated record. The coding region runs from base 614 to 2533 and encodes 639 amino acids. The transcript has 3 exons. NCBI's taxonomy places the organism in Eukaryota, Viridiplantae, Streptophyta, Magnoliopsida, Fabales, Fabaceae.